AUGCCUGCUAAGUGGGAAGAGAUCUCUGCCCGCAAACGUCAAGUACGCGACUCGAAGAUUCCGAAGGAAUGGCGACUCGCCAGCAUUGACCCCGCGCGAAUCAAUGUCACGGGCGUGCCGCGGGAGUGCGGAAUCCUUACUGCCGAGGAACUGAACAUCACCGAGGACUACGAGGCGAAAGGGAUUGUCGAGGCUGUUGCGAAGGGGACUCUGAAAGCGGAGGCGGUUGUAAUUGCGUUCUGCAAGAGAGCGGCGAUUGCGCAGCAAUUGACAAAUUGCCUUACGGAAAUCUUCUUUGAUGAAGCGAUUGAGAGAGGCCAGUUUCUGGACCGCUACAUGGCCGAGCAUGGAAAGCCACUCGGCCCGCUUCACGGGCUCCCCAUCUCCCUAAAAGACUGCAUUUCCGUCUCGGGCUAUGCAUCGUCCGUCGGAAUCUCCGCCCGAGCUGACACGCUCGCCACCGAACACUCUGUUCUCGCAUCGCUAUUUCUCUCGGCGGGUGCGAUUCUCUACGUCAAGACGACCACACCACAGGGCCAGCUAGCAUUUGACACUCACAGUUAUCUCUGGGGCCGGACCCUCAACCCUCUCAACACCACGCUGAAUGUGGGUGGCUCCACAGGAGGAGAGGGAGCUCUUCUUGCGAUGCGCGGCUCCGUUCUCGGCAUGGGCACUGACAUGGGCGGGAGCAUCCGUGUGCCCGCGGCCUGCUGCGGGCUCUAUGGCGUUAAGCCGACUUCUCGAAGAGUGCCGCGCCAGGGCUCGGAGACCAUCGAGAUCCCCGGCUACUUCUAUGGCGGAAUCACGACUGUCGCUGGGCCGUUGGCGCGGACCAUGGGUGAUUGCAAGUGGUUCUUUGAGGUUUUGGAGAGCUUGGAGCCGUGGAGACACGAUCCGCAGGUCUUGCCGUACACUUUCAAAACUCCGCCGAAGAAGCGGUUGAACAUUGGUCUCCUCAAGAGCGACGGUGUAGUGGUUCCUCUUCCCCCGGUUGUGACGAUGUUGGGUGAAGUCGAUCGGGCUCUCACCGCCGCGGGACAUAAUGUGGAGGUCAUCGAUCUCCCCGAGUUCCCUGCCGCUUAUUGGACUACGCUCGGCUUAAUAACUCUCAACCCCACCAACAAUUUCUUCAAUCUCAUGGAGUCGACCGGCGAAAGUCCAACCCCGUGGCUCGUCCAACUGGGGCUGAAGCGCAAGGGCCACAAGCCCGAUGCUCUGGACGACAGUUACAAGCUUAUCCACGCGAAAGAGCAGCACGAGAUCGUGUUUCAAAAGACGCUUUGGGAGCGUGGUGAAGGAAAGCUACCGCUUGAUGUCGUCCUGUGUCCGGUCAGUGGACACCCUACGCCGAAACAGGAUGGCUGGGCUGGCCCCGAUUAUGCCAUCGUUUGGAAUCUGGUGGAUUAUCCUGCCGGUGCGAUUCCGGUACGCACCGUGACCAAGAAAGACCUCGGCGAGGAGAUAGCAGCACCAUCGCUUGGGCGAUUCGACGAUGCCAACCGGGCGCUCUGGAAUCCGGAAUUUCGGGAUUCAUUCCUUGGAGCGCCGAUGGCAGUGCAGGCCGUUGGCAGGAAGGGGGACGAUGGCGCACUGUGCAACGCUAUGCAGGUGAUCGACCAGGUCUUGCGGGGCUUUGCAAGCACGAAGCCGGCCGCUCAGUUGCCAAAGAUCUAG
Tricharina praecox is the source of this 1674-nucleotide messenger RNA. Its product is annotated as amidase signature domain-containing protein. Lineage: Eukaryota; Fungi; Ascomycota; Pezizomycetes; Pezizales; Pyronemataceae. The record is from RefSeq and is a predicted model, not a curated record. The transcript has 6 exons. The coding region runs from base 1 to 1674 and encodes 557 amino acids.